This is a messenger RNA of Pocillopora verrucosa, 1726 nucleotides long. NCBI's taxonomy places the organism in Eukaryota, Metazoa, Cnidaria, Anthozoa, Scleractinia, Pocilloporidae. The record is from RefSeq and is a predicted model, not a curated record.
AUGCACACCUCUCGUCCGCGUGGAAUUUGCCUUCUGAUAAACAACGUUCCAACCUUAGUGGUGGGAGAAGAGAAGCUCAAGGACCUGUUCGAGUUCCUUUCCUUUGACGUACUGAUCAAAAGAGGUCUUCAAAGAGACGAGAUCUAUAGUUUAGCUGAGGAAUUUGCAAAGAGAGAUCAUACUCACUUUGACACAUUUGUUGUUAUUUUCAUGUCUGUUUGUGGACGAUGCAGUGAAAUAUCUUGUGCUGAUGGUAGAAACGCGAGCCUUGAGCAUAUUAUGGAGGAGUUCAGAGCAUCAAGGUGUCCCUCCCUCCGGGGUAAACCCAAGUUAUUUUUUGUUCAGCGUUUUAGAGGGACAUCUUCAAGGGUCAACAACGAGUGCUUAUUCUUCGAGUCCGGGAGCUUUGCAGAAAAGGAUGCCAUGAGGAUGCCUUGCAUCCCCGCCAGCGAGAGAGACAGCUGCCCCGAAGAAGCCGACUUUCUGCUAGUGGGUGUGACUUCUACAUAUCCAGUUGAUCAACCCAUCAGAGAACCAGAGUCUUUGUUUAUUCAGAUCUUGGACCAGGUCAUAAGAAGUUCCUAUCAAAUGUACCAUCUGCUUGAUAUGUUGACGAUGGCAAACAAACAGAUGAUGGAUAAACAGAAUGACCUACCAAACAUUGGAAUGCCAUAUCGGAACCACACACUGAGAGCAAGAGUGUGUUUAGCUGUGCCCCAACAGGCUAGCUAUGAAAUGAACAAGAAUCCUCGAGGAUUGUGCGUCAUCGUGAAUAACGUCGACUUCCAGAACAAGGACCUGAAUCGACCAGGAGCCGACAAAGACGAACGUAGCCUCCAACUUCUAUUCAAGACGCUUCUCUUUGAAGUGAUUAUCCGGAGAGAUUUGACGAAACACGAGUUGGAGAAAGUGGCACAGGAUUUUGGAGAAGCAAAUCACGAAGCGUAUAACGCGUUUGUAUUCAUCGUCAUGUCGCAUGGAGGAGAUCGCGAUUGCAUCUUGGGAGUCGACGGGAGGGAGACAACCGUGAAGAAUUUGAUGUCCGAGUUCCGUGAGAACAAGUGUCCGUCACUUAAGCAUAAACCCAAAGUAUUCAUCAUCCAAACUUGCAGAGGAUGUCAAGAAGACGCUGAUAAUUCAAUGCCCUCAUCUGCUAAUGAUAUCAGUUUACAGGUGGUUACAACGUCGUCACGGGAACAGAAAAGCUCCCAGCCAUGUGGUACUGCAUUCAGUACUGACUCCACCCUCCCACGGAGCGUGCUUCCACCGGAAGCUGACUUUGUCUUGGCCUUCGCCACCGCGCCCGGUUACGUAUCAUAUCGAGAUCCGCAUCAUGGCGCCUGGUUCAUACAGGAUUUAGUCGAAGUGAUCAACAAAUAUCAUCGUCGUCAUCACUUCCUUGAGAUCUUAACGGAAGUCACUAGACUGGUGGUGAAGCGUGGUAACUCUGUCCAGGUUCCCGCCCCUAUGGAUACCUUAACUAAAUUUCUGUACUUGUGAGAGGGGACUGAGCCGAGUAAUUUACUGUUAACUGCUCCUACGGAUACCUUGACUAAAUUUCUGUACUUGUGAGAGAGGAGUGAGCCGAGCGAUUUAUUUUUAACCAUGGCGUCGUUUAUACUGUUAUUAUGUUAGAGAUUUAGAACGAAAAUUAUCGAAUAGUUCAAUGCUUGUGGACACGAUUGUUACCCAAUAAGUGAAGAUGCCUCAUCCUUUCUUGAAUCAA